CUUACUGAGGAGUUGGUAACACUGGCGCCACAUUUCACAAAACAAAAACUGGCACAACUGAGAUUCAAGCGGGGCUUUAUAUUGGAAUGUACCCGUACGUUUAAAUGUUGUUUCAUUACUGCAGCAGCAUGUUUUUUCCCCACGGAAACUUACUAACCUUAACUAGGCGACGAAGCGAACAUUAACGUUAGAAGAGUCGAGCCAAUCGAUUAUGUGUGGAGUCUGGAAUUGAAAAACAACUCCGAAACGAGAGCCUUUAGUUACAGUGGUCGCUUCAUUUACUCGAAAAGCAAGAUCGAUGUCAAAUACGUAGCAGCGUUACUGAAGUUGCCUCAUGUCGGUCUGUAGCUAUAGCUCAAUUACUGAGUAUGUAGAAGCCGAUAGCUUCAGAGAGCUGUCUAACUUGGUUCUCUCUAUCUGCUGCAGCGCGCUAUCUGGUUCGCUAACCUGGCUAGCUACCACUGUGCCUUUUGCGUUUUGUAAUGUUGGCUAGCUAACUAGCUGGCUAAAUACUGUGCCUCGUUCUAGACUUCUUUUCACUUAACUCGCAGGAUAGAAAUUAUAUGCCGAAUUCAAUACUGUAUUGAACGGAAUUACUCAGGACGACUUUCCAGGUUUCUCUAAACAAAAUGAGCAGCGCCAAUCAGAGAACUUUGUUUCAAACGUGGGGCGCAAGUGUUUGUGCAAGUGGGGCAAGUGAAAUGACACACUCUUUUAAAAAAGCGCCACAACGACAAAAAGCCGGCACAAACGAAAAUCAGGACAAAAGUCGGAAGAGGGAAAAGGAGAAUGCCUAUCCCAGUUGCUCUCUCUGGGCUGAGGUUGGUCGGGCUGUCGCUGAGAAACAAUCAAAAGACCAGUCUCCGGAAGAGGUGAGGGAGCUGGACGAUGACCUGAUGCUCAUAGCUGCGGAUGAGGCCGAAAAGGCUCUGGAGAACAGCGUUGAGUCAGUGGCUGACGCCUUAAAAAGAGACAUUCUGGCAGACCUUCCAGGCUACGACAGGUCCUCAGGAAAAGUGUGGAUCUAUCCGACCAAUUUCCCAGUCAGGGACUACCAGCUGAAAAGUUCAGAAGCUGCCUUGUUCCAAAACACGCUAGUGUGCCUGCCCACCGGCCUUGGGAAGACCUUUAUAGCCGCUGUGGUGAUGUAUAAUUUCUACCGUUGGUAUCCUUCAGGAAGGAUAGUGUUUAUGGCCCCCACUAAACCCCUUGUGGCUCAGCAAAUUGAAGCAUGUUACAAAGUGAUGGGGAUACCACAGCAGCAUAUGGCAGAGUUGACAGGGAGCAUUCCAGCGCUUCAGAGGAGGGAGCUGUGGAGAUCAAGACGUGUUUUUUUCCUUACCCCACAGGUGAUGAUGAAUGACUUGUCACGAAACACAUGCCCUGGAUCUCAAGUUAAGUGUGUGGUUAUUGAUGAAGCUCACAAGGCACUAGGAAAUCAUGCAUAUUGUCAGGUGGUCCGGGAAUUAUGGAACCAGACAAAGCAGUUUCGUGUUCUGGCCCUCAGCGCUACACCUGGUGGAGACAUUAAGGCUGUGCAGCAGAUCAUCUCCAAUCUGCUGAUCUCUCAUAUAGAGCUGUGGUCAGAAGAGAGCCCGGACAUUCAGGCCUACUCUCACCAACGCAGUUUGGAAAAGAUUGUUGUCCCUUUAGGAGAGUCACUCACUGAGUACCAGACUCGCUACUUACAGGUUCUAGAGAAGUUCACAUCUCAUCUGACCCAGAUGAGGUUGCUUAAUCAUCAUGACCUUCACACUCUCACCAAGUACCAGCUCAUUCUGGCACGGGAGCAGUUCAGACGCAACCCACCACCUCACAUCAUGGGUGCACAGCAUGGUGUGCUAGAGGGAGAUUUUGCUAUGUGCAUUAGCCUCUACCAUGGCUAUGAACUUCUGCAGCAGAUGGGCCUUAGAUCUCUCUUUCUAUUCACACAAAACAUCAUAUUGGGCUUCAAAGAGUCCUCUCGAGCCAGAAAUGAACUGCAGCGCAGCCCUGUCUUCAUGGCACUUUACAAAGAAAUGGAAGCCAUGUUUCUGACACUGACCAAAGGCCCUAAUGAGCAAUAUUUUUACAGUCACCCAAAACUUCAGAAAUUGGAUGAUGUUGUACUACAGCACUUCAAAACAUGGUCUGAGAACUCAGGCAGUUGUCCAGACUCUGGGAACAUCUCAGGAGGAAUUAACACAAGAGUGAUUAUUUUCUCUUCGUUCCGUGAGAGUGUUCAGGAGAUCGCAGAGAUGCUUAACCGCCACCAGCCUCUUAUCAGAGUUAUGACCUUUAUGGGCCAAGCGUCGGCAGGGAAGGGGAUCAGAGGGUUCACUCAGAAGGAACAACUUGAGGUGGUCCAUCGGUUCCGAAAUGGUGGCUUUAAUGUACUGGUGUCAACCUGUGUGGGUGAGGAGGGUCUUGACAUUGGUGAAGUAGACCUCAUUGUCUGCUUUGAUGCACAGAAGAGUCCUAUCCGUCUCAUCCAGCGCAUGGGCCGUACUGGGCGUCAUAGGCAGGGACGUAUAGUGAUGAUACUGGCCGAGGGGCGAGAAGAGAGAACCUAUAACCAAAGCCAAAGUAACCGGCGUAAAGUGAAUAAAUGCAUCAUAGGAAACAAGCACAGCUUCCAAAUGUUUCCCAACAGCCCCAGGAUGGUACCAGUUGGUUUCACCCCCACCUUGCACAAAAUGCACAUUACCUGUGGCAAUUUUGAAUCUAAACACACUAACCAUGGCUCCAUCAAGGGUAGGCAAUCACUCCCCAGGGACACAUUAUCACUGCUCAACUCUCCUGCCCAAGAAAGUGGUGAACAGAAGUGUGUGAAAGAGGACAGUUUUCUCAACCUUGCUGAACAAGCUUUGUGGACCUCCACUAUGAAGUUGCAAGAGAAUGAACCCCAGCCCAUCCUCAGGCAGUCGUCUUUCCUGUCCCUCCAUGCAGACUCCCAACAUCAUGAAGUAUGUGUACAGAGCCUAGUGAGAGAUUUGUCUCUUUGGGAAUGGAGACAUUGGCAGAAUCGGCCACUUCCCACACACAGAGUGGAGCACUCCAGCCGUUGCCUCCAUUUCACUAACAUCAUGGACCUCAUUGACAGGAUGAAACUCAGGGAAGAGGCCGGCGACAAACAUGACAUAGAGUUCAUAGCACAUCUACAAAAGGCAGACAAUGACGACAGAGGAGUACAAAAAAAAACAAGAGAAAAAGCUCCUCAGCAAAGAUCUAAACCCAACAUUGUUGGUCAAGACUUUAGGGCUAAUAUUUCAACAGCUAAGAUGGAAACAAAAGAAGUAACAGAUGAAGAGAAGAGUAAAACGGCCACUACAUUGUCUGCUUUAUUGGCUUCAAUAAAACACAAAGUCUCUUCUGGCAAUGGCUUUGACAUCAUUCAAGGCAAAGAAGGUCUCAAUGCUUUCCAGUGCUCCUACGACAGCUCUGUGGCUGAAAUGAAUGUUGCAAAUGGUAUAUGUAAUCAUUCAAAGGUUAAACUGCCAGCACAAGGAGAGCAGCUAAAGAAUUGCUCUGGAGAUUCACAGGAUAAAAGUAUUGAAACAAACCCUGAUCCGCCCUGUAAUGUGCAUUCAGAAUGCACAACUCUUGAAGACAUGUUCUAUCUACCAAAGUGGAAUGUCUACCCAGCACUGCACCAUCUGAAACAAUAUUCAGCAGCCUUAAGAAUAAUUCUAUCCAGUGUCAAACAUUUCCUCUCUAGACCUCCACCAGGGAUCUUUGGCCUAACUUGUUCAUUGAACAAUCAACCUGCUGGCCUUGGUGAACCAAAGGGGAUUUGCUAUGGUCCACCAGAAGGGAGUGAUCAAUUCCAGGACUUCAGUAUUGAAGGAGAUCAGAAUCAUGUGCAUAGUGACUUCUUGAAGUCUAACAUGGCAGCUGACCUACCUGAAUCACGUGAUGCUCCAGAAAUUAAUCUAAAACUGGCACUGUUGCCUGGUAACAGGCUUUCUUCCUUUUCCAACAGCCCUAGCUGGGAGGUGCUUUUUGAUGAUGGUCUGGAUGGCAAAGAGGCAGAUAAGGAGACUGAUCUGCUUUUAGAAUCUAAAAAGCUUACUGAAUCUAAAGAGUUUACUGACUUAGAUGUGAGUGUCAGCCUGUUUGGGGAUGAUGAGGCUUUCCUACAAGUGCCAUUACCUGAAAUUGAUACGCCAAAAAAAACAUUAAUAAUCUCUAACAGACAGGAUGUUCCACAGUGUGGACAGACCACACCUGGUAUACAGCAUAGUUUUAAUGCAUCUGACUCUUCUGAUAGUUUAGUGUUGUCCCAACCUAUAGAGAAACUGCAGCAGAAUUCUGAGGCUUUUGAUUUGUCUCAGGACAUUUUUUCAGUGAACUUUGACCUUGGAUUUUAUUUGGACUCGGACGAGGAAGAAACCACAGAACAAGGUCUUGGCAUGGCCGCAAGACCAAUGGCUGACAGAGAAUUUCCCUCAUUGCCCCUGAUCCAAACCAAUGAACCUACCAACUUUAAUCUUGGAAUUGCUUCAACUCCCAAGGUGUGCUCAAAGGCAGGUUCAUCCCUUAUGGCCAAAACUAACCUGUCGCCCAUAGUAACUGAGAGGAAGAAUUUGGUGAAGUCAAGUGCUUCCACCCCAACUCCUGCAUUUGCCUCAUCAAAUUGCACAAGUCUAAAAAUUUUCCCCAAAGAAUGGAGUUCUCAAGCACAGCCCUGUGGAACCAACAAUACAUCAUUCCGACAGUCUCUGCUUCAGACCAAGAAGACUCUUAAUCAAGAUCCUGCUUGUUCAGGAACACCAAGCAGCGAUAGUGAGGACGAAGUGGUUAUAAGGAAACGAAGGUUUCAAGGAAAGGUCAAUCCUCUGGCCUCUCCAGAGACAGAGGAGAGUGAAGCAGAGUCAGAUUACGACUUUAAGCAGACCUCCGUUGCUCAGCACAAGGUAUCCAGGCCUUGUAAACGCUCACAUGCUAUGAGGAAAUCUAUGAAGGCAAUUCACAGAGAGGGGAGGCAGUUCCUGGAUGAAGAGGCAGAGCUCUCUGAAGAAGGAGGCUCUGCCUCAUCGGAUGAGUACGAUGGCGAAGAACUGGACCAGUCUUUACAAGGCUUUGUAGUAGACACCACCCAAUUCUCCCAAAGCCUUAAUGAUUCUGAGAUGCAUGGAUUUUAUCUGAAGUCUGUAAAGAGCCCUGCGAUUGGAAACAAAUUUAGAAUGGUGUAUAAGUCUAGAUGCAGCAUGGACAUCUUCUCACAGGCCCCUGAGCAAGAUGAGACAUACGCAGAGGACAGCUUUGUGGUCAGUAACAGUGAACUUGAAGAGGUUGGUAGUGCUGCUGCUGAUGAGGAAGAAGAGGAGGCUGCAGCAGAGAUCAUGCCUGAAGACUCCUACAUAGAUGGGAGGAGACUGUAUGCCACGCGGCACAGAAUUCGACUCGGACAGACUAGGACUACAGGAGAGAUGGCACGGCUCCAGACUAAGGUACCCUGGAAAACCAAACGCUCCAGGAUUGUCCAAAUGGAGGAUUCCAGUGACGGUGAGGAAGAGGAAGAAGAAAAAAAGAGGAAGAGGCUACAUGCAGAAGUGACAUGUAUUUCCGAGAGACCAGAUGAGAGAGUUUUUAAAGCUAUGCAGCUGCAUUCUUUGCCUGGUUUUGAACAUUCUCAAAAUGUAGAGAAGUUCACAAAGCAGAUUAUGAAGCAGCAAGAGGAGAUGACUAGACAAAAGUUCAGGAACCAGACACUGCUGUCUCAAAAGCUGGAUUUUAAGGAGUCUCUCAACACUUCUUUAGUUACAACUCAGGCAACUGGGGCUUCUUUCUCUGCUGGCGGUGGUCCUGUAGAUUUUGGUGUCUCAAUCAUCCGAGCCCCUGCUUCUCCUUGUGUAAGCAUACUAGUCGACAGCCAUUGUAUCAGCAGUGGUGCAGAGAUUGUGUCCUCCCUCCGCCUUAAGCAUGGGGCAGCAGUGCAGGUCUGCUCUUUAGUCAACUGUGAUUUCAUUGUGAGCAACCGCAUGGCAGUGGAGUGGCAGAGUGAGUCUGACAUGGCCAACCCUCAAAAUCGAAAAAGGCUACAGGACAGGAUACAGAGCCUUCAGGCUUUGUUUGACCGGGUGUGCUUCAUUGUGGAGAAAGACCGCACUAAACCUGGAGAGCCACUGCAAUCCUUCCAGCGCAGCCGUUACUAUGACAGCACUGUAGCUGCACUGGUGAGAGCAGGAAUACGACUGUUGGUCAGCCAGGGUCCAGAGGACACUGCUGCACUCUUGGCAGAAUUGGCCCAUGUGGAACUGAGAAAAGGGCAGGCCAUCUGUGUGCCCUUGGAGGUCAAAGGUCCUCAACUCCAGGCAUUACAGUUUUACCUCACAUUGCCCUGUGUCACCUACAUUAGUGCCCUGUGCAUGUGUCAUCGCUUCAAUUCUGUCAAUCAUCUGGUCAGCAGUUCAUUGGAUGCACUGCAGGCAGGUGUGUUCAUAAGCCGCUCUAGAGCUGAGGAGAUUUACCGCUGUCUGCACUACUCAUGUGACACCACACUAAUCUAACUAAGACAUCACUUCAAAGAGCAGCCUCUGAGCAUCUGAUGGUUCAAGAAGCUACAUGAUGUAAACUACAUAUUAGUUUCUCAUUGCCCUAUUUUUUAAAACUAUUGUGGGCACAGGAAAUGUUUGUCCUACAGUGAGCUGCUUUAAUAUCUUAGUUUUAGGAGGUACUGUGUAAAUGUGAGCUUACUAAGAACAGCUUGUUAGAUCGGUAAUUAAACAAUUGUGGUUUACGAGAAUAUGUGCAGGUAGCUGAGCAAUAAAAACAGAUUUUCUAA
Messenger RNA from Pygocentrus nattereri (red-bellied piranha), 6766 nucleotides. RefSeq names its product FA complementation group M (gene fancm). The record is from RefSeq and is a predicted model, not a curated record. Gene Ontology annotation, molecular function: nuclease activity; four-way junction DNA binding; four-way junction helicase activity. NCBI's taxonomy places the organism in Eukaryota, Metazoa, Chordata, Actinopteri, Characiformes, Serrasalmidae. Bases 630 to 6491 code for a protein of 1953 amino acids. Gene Ontology annotation, biological process: double-strand break repair via synthesis-dependent strand annealing; replication fork reversal; interstrand cross-link repair. The transcript is spliced from 22 exons.